AUGGGGGCCCAUGCCAUUGUGACUGACGCCAACAUCUCGUCCAGCCUUGAGAACAACACCACAGGCAUCACGGCCUUCUCCAUGCCCGGCUGGCAGCUGGCACUGUGGGCCACCGCCUACCUGGUCCUGGUGUUGGUGGCCGUGACGGGCAAUGCCACGGUCAUCUGGAUCAUCCUGGCCCAUCAAAGAAUGCGCACAGUCACCAAUUACUUCAUCGUCAACCUGGCCCUGGCUGACCUCUGCAUGGCCGCCUUCAACGCUGCCUUCAAUUUCGUCUACGCCAGCCACAACAUCUGGUACUUUGGCCGUGCCUUCUGUCAUUUCCAGAACCUCUUCCCCAUCACAGCCAUGUUCGUCAGCAUCUACUCCAUGACCGCCAUCGCCGCUGACAGGUACGUGGCCAUCGUCCACCCCUUCCAGCCCCGGCUCUCUGCCCCAGGCACCAGAGCGGUGAUUGCUGGCAUCUGGCUGCUGGCCCUGGCCCUCGCCUUCCCCCAGUGCUUCUACUCCACCAUCACCAUGGACCAGGGCGCCACCAAGUGUGUGGUGGUGUGGCCUGAGGACAACGGCAGCAAGAUGCUCCUUUUGUACCACCUGGUGGUGAUCGCCCUCAUCUACGUGCUGCCUCUCUUGGUGAUGCUCCUCGCCUACAGUGUCAUCGGCCUCACUCUCUGGAGACGCGAGGUUCCCAGGCACCAGGUGCACGGCGCCAGCCUGCGCCACCUGCGAGCCAAGAAGAAGUUUGUGAAGACCAUGGUGCUGGUGGUGGUGACAUUUGCCAUCUGCUGGCUGCCCUACCACUUCUACUUCAUCCUGGGCAGCUUCCAGGAGGACAUCUACUACCACAAGUUCAUCCAGCAGGUGUACUUGGCGCUCUUCUGGCUGGCCAUGAGCUCCACAAUGUACAAUCCCAUCAUCUACUGCUGCCUCAACCACAGGUUUCGCUCUGGAUUCCGGCUUGCUUUCCGUUGCUGCCCGUGGGUCACGCCAACUGAGGAGGAUAAGAUUGAGCUGACUCACACUCCAUCCCUCUCUGCGAGGAUCAACAGGUGCCACACUAAAGAGACUUUCUUCAUGGCUGGGGAGACUGCCCUUUCUCCGGCUACCAAUGGGCAGGCCAAGGGUCCCCAAGAUGGGUUACCUGAUGAACCCUGA
Messenger RNA from Canis lupus familiaris (dog), 1155 nucleotides. RefSeq names its product tachykinin receptor 2 (gene TACR2). Gene Ontology annotation, biological process: positive regulation of flagellated sperm motility; G protein-coupled receptor signaling pathway. Gene Ontology annotation, cellular component: plasma membrane; sperm midpiece. Lineage: Eukaryota; Metazoa; Chordata; Mammalia; Carnivora; Canidae. Gene Ontology annotation, molecular function: substance K receptor activity. The record is from RefSeq and is marked provisional.